AUGCAAUACGAAAAGUUUCGACUUCGAGCCGCUUUGUGUUUCGGACUCCGAUUUUCAAAAGAAAGUUCUCUCGAUGCUUACGAAUUUGGAGGAAAGUGUGUAAGAAAAGAGUUGGAAAAAAAGAAAAUAAAUGAUUUCGGACUUCGCUUGCUUCCGUGUGACAAAUUUUGGAAACGCCAUGGCGAUUUCUGUUAUCGAAUUUACGAUGAGCAUGUACCUUACGAAAAAUCGAUGGAGAUUUGCCGGCUAGAUGGCGCGAAUCUCGUGUCGAUUCAUGGUGAAAAGGAGAACGACUUCGUUAGCGGUCUUGCUGAAAACAACUGGAUUCGUAUUGGACUUGUGAACCAGCUGGAUGAAAACAAGUGGAAAUGGAAUGAUGGAAGUUCAUUAGAUUACACGAAUUGGGCGAGCAAUCAACCGGACAAUUUGGGAACCGAAAAAUCGACUCAUCUUUCCACCCUGAUCAGUCACAAAUGGGCCAACUACCCAGAGUCGACUGGCGCGAAAACUGUGUGCAAGAAAGCGAUUCGAAAU
This is a messenger RNA of Mesorhabditis belari, 534 nucleotides long. NCBI's taxonomy places the organism in Eukaryota, Metazoa, Nematoda, Chromadorea, Rhabditida, Rhabditidae. The record is from the annotation of a GenBank genome assembly.